GCACCUCUGUGUAUAGUAAAAGCUAAACAGUCGGAGUCACGAAUCUUAAUGCGCUCAUCGGUGAAAUACUACAUAAUUUAUUUGGAUGAAUAAAUUGACUCUGAACUCAAAGACACAAUUUGAGGAAAAUAAGUUUUUCGAUUAAAACAGUUGCACUUUUCGUCGUUACUAUACCAGCCAUUGCAGAGAUGAUCCACGAGUCUAUGUUUUCCUCCAAAUGGGGUGAAUUAGUUUUUAACCUUUGGUACUGCAUCAACCCAUUGACAAAUUGGACUAUUCACGUAAUCGACGGUGCGAAAGGAAACAGAAUGAGCUCAGUCUUGUUACUAUUACUAGCGGUUGGGACUUUGGCCAAUCAGGAACCAUGUUCCUCAGGCCAGUUCACAACCAGUGAAGAAUGCUGCAAGCAGUGCCAGCCUGGAGAAGGAGUUCUGAAGCUGUGUGGAGCCACUCAGACGGUCUGUGACCCCUGCCUCGACAGUGAGACAUUUUCAGAAAUCUUCAGCCACAUAGAAAAAUGCCAGCCUUGUACGCAUUGCACGGGCCUCCUUCGCAUGCAGACGCCUUGCACUGACUCCAACAAUGCCAUCUGUGUGUGUGACUACGGCUACUACCUGAACAAGUUGUCUAACCGGUGUGAGCGCUGCACCAAAUGCCCUGAGGGCCAGGGUAUGGAGUACGGCUGUGACCAUGAUCGUGACACGGUGUGUGAGGAAUGCACCAGGGACUCCUACUCUGACCAGGAGAGUUCCCGGGAGCCUUGUCUACCCUGCACCAUUUGCGAUGAGGGAGAGCUGGAAGUAAAAGCCUGCAACUCUUCCAGUGAUACUGUCUGCCAAGAUCUAAACCCUCGCUUGUCCUCCAUUUCGCCCUCUCUCUCUCCGGGGUCCUCGAUGCCCCCCUUCACAGAUGAGGAUCUCCUGCCAGACACCACCACGGAGAGCCCCACCACCAGUGUGGACUUCCCCAAGUUCAUCUACCAGGGUCUGAAUGAACACCUCAUUCCUAUCUACUGCUCCAUCCUGGCAGCCGUUGUUGUUGGCCUUUUGGCCUUCAUUAUUUUUAAGAGGUGGAACAGCUGUAAGCAGAACAAGCAGGGCGCAAACAACUGCACAGCCAAUGAAACUCAGAGCCCAUCAGCGGAAGGAGAGAAACUGCACAGUGACAGUGGCAUCUCUGUGGACAGUCAGAGCCUGCAGGACCAACAAGGCCCGAGCCACACACACACAGUGGUCUCUGUAGAUGAAGAACCUUGCCUGCUCCUUCCCCUCCACACACAAGAGGAGAUGGAGAAGCUCUUGUACAAGGACUCUGAAGGGGUGGGGUUGGAUCACUCAGAGGAUAGUGAUUGGUGCAAUCUAGCAGGUCUUCUGGGUUACAAGAAAGAACGCAUCGCUGACUUUCUCCAGGAGGAAAAUCCUGUCCGUGCACUGCUUUCUGAUUGGGCAAGCCAGGAUUGUGCCAGCAUGGACAAACUCUGCACAGCUCUUCACAAGAUCAACCGGGAUGACAUUACUCACAGCUUGAUCCUCAGCCCCAGUGGCACCAAGCCUACUGCCACAUCGGCAGUGUGACAGGGCCACUCCCACAGUACACCCACAGUUUCACCUGUAACACCAAUGUUGAGAUAAUCUCACUGAAAGAUUAUAGCCAUGCCAACAUUUAAGGUAUUUUUUCCUGAAUGCAACAUGAAACAUUGCAUCAGAUUCCCUGUGCGAUUGCAACUGAAUUUGUAAAUAAUGUAUUUAUUAUCAAGUUCUCAAAUCACUGAAACCUCUAGCUUUUUGCAGCAAUCCAUUAACUGAAGGAUCAACAAGACACAUCUGUACCACAAAUUGUAUUUCCUAUCUUUCAGUUUUUUCAUCAGUGUCUUAACAUUGAGGUAAGGUCAAGCUUGCAUUGUAAUAUGUUGGGGGGUUCUAUCAGCACUGCCAACUACAAGAGGUCAUGGAGGAAGGACACACGACAACUGACUGACACAUUUCGAUGAAACAUGUAAGGAGAUCAUAGGAUCAGUCUGGGAAUAACAGUCACUAACAACAAGAAUAGGUGUAUUUGCUGUGAUUGAACCUAAAGCCCUUUGGUAAAAGGCACUAUGCACACAAACCCCACCCACCACCUUGCACCUUGUGAAGCCUUGUUUUCAUCUUAGUACACUUUCUUCUUACUCUCUCACUUAGCAUAGUGUUACAUAACUCUUAAAAUCUGUAUGUGCAGUGAAAUCUUCAUGACAUUGCAAACAUACUUACAUAUUGUAGCAUAGAGGAGCUUCGCUAGUAUUAGCAAUGUACAGAAAAAACUUGCCAACUGGCUACAAAGUAGAUAAUGACCCACUAAUCAACAUGAAAUCAACGACCAUACAUUAACCCUCUUUUUUUAUUAUUGCUAACAAUUAGUAUUUUGCAUCAAUUUAAUCCAUAUGUUUAGUAUUUCACCUCAGUAUAUUUGAAUAGACUGUCCAUCUGACUUUCUGUACUUGGAAUUAGUCUGAAGACCUAACCUCCUAACCUUUAAAAAUACUUAGAAUAAGAUUCUAAUGGAUCGACAGUCGCAACACGGUGGUCUGUGCUGUAACUCACUAUGCAGUAUGACUCCAGAUUGAGUCACUGAGGAAAUACACAUGGAAACAAUACACAUUUACAAACACAAACACGUACUGUACAUGUACACACAGGUCAUACACAAUGAGAACACACAUAAGUGAGGGCUCGGUUUCACAAUUUAAAGAUGAUAUGCUCACUGCCAGAGUUAUAGGAGAGUGUGUAGUUUUAUGUCGAUGUUAUGUUGAAUAUACACAACAUAUUCAACGCAAAAACAUACAAACACUGCACAGACCCAACAUACAGUUAAACACAACGCCAUUUCUAUGAAUAUGGCAUAAAACUCCAGAAAUGUUUCAAUUUUAGUUUUAUUCCUCAGGGUUUUGGGGUGGUUUCUUUUUAACUGAAAUGUAUAGAAUUGUGCACUGCUUCUAGUCACUAGUAUUGCACAUGGUAAUUUGGAUGAGGGGAAUUUUGGUUUGGUACAGUUAUCCCAGGUGUUUAAAACCUUACUCAGGUUGUGAUCUUGCAACUGCCAAUCCUUCAUACAUAAUCAUAGGAAUGGAAGCAGGUUAGAGAAUAUGUUAAAAGUAUCUUAGUUCCUUGUUGCCUUUUGAAUUAAGGGCUACUUAUUAGACUGUUGGAAACAAAUACCCGUAAAUUCCAUGCUUUGCAAACUAAAACGCUGGAGUCAGGUGGCUGAGCGGUGAGGGAAUCAGGCUAGUAAUCCGAAGGUUGCCAGUUCGAUUCCCGGUCAUGCCAGCUGACGUUGUGUCCUUGGGCAAGGCACUUCACCCUACUUGCCUCGGGGGAAUGUCCCUGUACUUACUGUAAGUCGCUCUGAAUAAGAGCGUCUGCUAAAUGACUAAAUGUAAAUGUAAAACCAUAAAUGACAGGAAGUCACGUAAAUAAUCUACGCUAAUAUACUGCAUAUGCAAGGCAUCAUAUUUUUUUUAUAUAACUGACUCAAUGAAUCGUUAAAGAUUAUGGUAAGAUUAUGGACUAAGGCCCAUAGUCCUUCUUUCAAUUACUAUUUAAAAUGUGCUUAACUAAAUUGUAUUUAAAUCAUUUUUAAUUAAAAUGUGUUAUGGAUUCUUUUCUAUCUUUGAAAUGAGAAACUGCAAUUGGGCUAGCAUUGUAAUGGUUGUUUCGUCUGGUGCAAACUAGCUAGCAAUGCUAUUUUCAUAGCAACACAAAAUGAGCCUAAGUAACCAAAGCUAGUGAAUGUGUGGCACAGUAAUAAUUGUAAUGUAACUGUGCUGUGGUUUAACCCGUGGUGUUAAAACUACUCAAGAAACCACCCAAGCUCAGACAACCAAAUGUCUGUCUGUUAAUCAAACAUGAAUAUUUUCCACCGGUCAGAUAUUGAGAUUGGAACUACCUGUUGUACAAAAAUUAACUAUAAAUGAAGGCUAAUCAUAAUUUUGCUUUUGUAUAUUUGUAAUAAUAAUAGUUUCCCCCUUUUUUUCUAAUCGGGCAAGUUCUAGCACUUAAACGUUUUAAAGCUGUAUAUACUGUAUUUUGCAUCACAGGUGCCUGUUCUGUUUCAGGUAACAAAUAAUUGUAUUGUGUCAGGAAUGCAUGUUAAAUUUCUAAUAUUAAUAGUUUUGCAAUUCAUCCUAAUGAAUUUGGUUAUUUUGAAGUCUAGGUGGUUCAUGAAAUUUGUGUCAGACCAGAUAUUUCUGUCCAAUCAGAGGGGCCGUUUGCGAACCCUACUUUAUUCCUUAAAGUAGUUUCUACAAUUAUGUAAUCGGUGAAGGCACCGACCCCCCUAUAAAGCCAAACCAAGCUUUUCCCCUUGUAAUAGAGCCAUAACAAUUACUGUAGUUUUACAUUUGGAAACUAUGACAAGGAAAGGAGCUGAAAACAGGCUCAUCUGUUCAAACAAAAUUCCCUUUGUUGCAGAGUAAAGUUAAAUAAUUAUUUUGCAUAAUCAAUUGAUUGCUAACUUACAUGUCAUGUUGCACUUCAAAGCAAGUAUAUUAUAGCUCAGAGGGAAAACAUUAUCUUAAUAGCGAAGGGAUUAUCCAUGCAAGACAGGGACAAGAGGAAAUGUGGAGAAGCAUCACAAGUUGUUGUGUUUUACUUCAUAGUAUCUCUUUAACCAUCGGGGAAAAUGUACAAAAUAACUGUUGAAUGUUAUACGUAGUGUUAUAUAUUUACUAACAUGUAUGCUGUAUUAUACAAAAGUGGAGUUCAAAAAUGUCUUAUUAGACAAGCUGUACAAACAACAAAUAAAGCCCUUAAAUUCA
Osmerus eperlanus (European smelt) is the source of this 4792-nucleotide messenger RNA. It is a transcript of the gene ngfrb, whose product is annotated as nerve growth factor receptor b. Lineage: Eukaryota; Metazoa; Chordata; Actinopteri; Osmeriformes; Osmeridae. The transcript is spliced from 6 exons. Gene Ontology annotation, cellular component: cell surface; plasma membrane. The record is from RefSeq and is a predicted model, not a curated record. Gene Ontology annotation, biological process: Rho protein signal transduction. Gene Ontology annotation, molecular function: death receptor activity; coreceptor activity; nerve growth factor binding. The coding region runs from base 189 to 1574 and encodes 461 amino acids.